Messenger RNA from Opisthocomus hoazin, 807 nucleotides. The record is from RefSeq and is a predicted model, not a curated record. Lineage: Eukaryota; Metazoa; Chordata; Aves; Opisthocomiformes; Opisthocomidae.
AUGGAGGGCUCCGAGGAGCUGGAGAGGAGCCUCCUGACGCAGCCCUGGGCUUCCGUUCGCUUCGGCGAGUCCGCGUUCCUGGCCAAAGCGUGCUUCGGGGACGCUGGCUACAUCCUGCUGAUCUCCGACCUCAGCGGCGUCUGGUACGAGAGCGCGGACGCCGGGGCCGUGGGACAAAGGUCCAAGGAGCUGAACAAGCGGCUGACGGUCCACGUGUCCUCCUUCCUGCACCGCUUGCGCAACCUGAUGUGCCCCUUGCUGGCGGGACACCCGGACCCCGCCACCUCCUUCAGUGUCCCUCCUCCAUCCUAGGUGUCCCGUCACCUCGUGCGGCCCCUGAUUCAGAUGAGCCUGGCGCUGCAGUACCAGGUGCAAAAGCUGAGCUCCCUGCUGCUCCAGAAGGAUGCUGAGAUCGAAGACUACAGGGAGAGCGGGGCCACUCUCAGCAGAGACCGCCUGCGGACAGAGCCCUUCCAGGAGGAGACGUUUCAGCAGAACUUCAUGGCUGAGAGCCUGCCCCAGAUCUGCGGCGCGGCAGAGGGCCAGGCGUUCGCCUCGGCGCUGCAGCAGCUCUACACGGCAGUGACACAGCAGGAGACCAAGCAGGCUCAGAAACGGCAGCGCUCAGGUGAGGACCCGGUGCCCGCUGCAGAAACUGAAGAGCACCCCUGUCCUCUGCCUCCAUCCCAGGAGGAUGAAACAGCAUCUUCCAGCGAGGGAACCACGCCGGCCUCUUCCCCAGCUCAGAAGCCACGGCUGCCAGCGGCCAAGGCCAAGCCGAAAAAGGCAAAGGGACUCUUCAGCUGA